AUGGAUACAGUUGUGGAUAUCAGUGGAUGCGCUGAGAAGAAUGUGGUCAAGUUUGUGUCGCAAUCAUUUAAGGGUGAGGCCUUAGCUUGGUGGAGAUCGUUGAUUCAAGCCACCGGGAAGAUUCCUUUGUACAACAUGACUUGGGAUCAGUUCGUUGCUCCUAUCAAAGAAAAUUACUGUCCUCAACAUGAAGUUGAGAAAAUCGAGACUGAAUUCCUGUCACUAGUCAUGGAGAACUUAGAUUGUCAAGCAUACCUUACGAGUUUCAAUACCAAGUCUCGAUUGGUUCCUUAUUUGAUCACACCAGAACCAAAGCGAAUAGCUCGCUUUAUUGGGGGUCUAGCCCCAGAAAUAAAGGCAAGUGUGAAAGCAUCGAGACCUACUACAUUCAGGUUAGUGACAGAUCUGUCGCUGUCUCUCACACUCGAUGUGGUCAGAAACAAAGCUGCCAAAGCCUCAGAAGAUGGGAAGCGUAAAAGGGAGGAGGAUAACUCCCAGAAUCCUAAGAAGAACAAAUCUGAGCCCAACAAUAACCAACAAGAUUCCAACAAGAAGCCUACAUGCAAAACCUGCAACAGAAGACACUUGGGACAGUGUCGAUCAAACCAAAAGAUAAAGCAAUGUGGCAUCUGCAAAAGAACUAGUCACCAGUCCCACGAAUGUAGAGACAUAAAGAAUGAAAACUGUUUCAGCUGUGGCGAAAAAGGCCACAUCAGUACUAAUUGUCCUGAAGCCGCCAAGGAAGGAGCAGCUAAUUCUGGGAAGGAUAAGAAAGGAAACGUCUGA
Helianthus annuus (common sunflower) is the source of this 786-nucleotide messenger RNA. RefSeq lists its product as uncharacterized. NCBI's taxonomy places the organism in Eukaryota, Viridiplantae, Streptophyta, Magnoliopsida, Asterales, Asteraceae. The record is from RefSeq and is a predicted model, not a curated record. The transcript has a single exon. Bases 1 to 786 code for a protein of 261 amino acids. Gene Ontology annotation, molecular function: nucleic acid binding; zinc ion binding.